Messenger RNA from Radiomyces spectabilis, 1181 nucleotides. RefSeq lists its product as uncharacterized. Gene Ontology annotation, cellular component: membrane. Gene Ontology annotation, molecular function: phosphotransferase activity, for other substituted phosphate groups. Bases 206 to 991 code for a protein of 261 amino acids. The record is from RefSeq and is a predicted model, not a curated record. The transcript has 4 exons. Lineage: Eukaryota; Fungi; Mucoromycota; Mucoromycetes; Mucorales; Radiomycetaceae. Gene Ontology annotation, biological process: phospholipid biosynthetic process.
ACUGUCUUGUUUUUUUCGCCUUUUGUCUCGUUUGUCUCCUGGUGGCCAAAGGCAUGGGACUAUUGCAUCAAGAAAAGAAGACAAGGAGAAAAAGGAGCCAUUGAAUGAUGGAUGAUGCAUUAUCAGACAUGACUUUGUAUUUUCAAGUCAAUAUCCUGUGUUCUCUGGAACAAAAAGGUGUUCAUAUCCGACCGCAAAAAUAGCGAUGACGCAAGAAUACAAAAAAGGGCGAGUGGGUUUGAGUGGACCCGUUUCUUUUUUCUUUUCCCGUCCCGUUCCUCGCUUCGAUUGCAAUUUCGUUGUUUGUUCUAUGACUCAGCGCGUUAGCAAGCAGACCACCGAAUGUACCCCAGCCCCUGGCUCGGAUAUUCCGAAGCCUCGCCAUUUCUCAAUGGUUCGUAAUUUCUACUUGGCCGAUUUGAUUACCUUGAUGAAUGGAGUGUGUGGUGUCAUGUCCGUAUUCAGUUCCAUGCGGUAUUUGCUCUCAAACGAUAUCUCGGACUUGCGUCGGGCAUCGAUAUUGAUGCCUCUCGGCAUGCUUUUGGAUUUCAUGGACGGCCGCGUGGCUCGUUGGCGAAAAAAUUCUUCCCUGCUUGGACAGGAACUCGAUAGUUUGGCCGAUUUGAUCUCGUUUGGUAUGGCACCGGCGUCAUAUGCAUUUGCAGUGGGUAUGCGCACGGAAAUUGACAUUACAGUAUUGACCUACUUUGUCUGCUGUGGCAUUGCUCGUUUGGCAAGAUACAAUGCAACGGUUGCCUUGGCGCCCAAGGAUGAGACAGGCAAAGUAGCGUAUUUCGAAGGCACCCCGAUUCCCACAUCAUUAGCACUAGUAGGACUGCUAUCGUACUUUGUAGCCAACAAUCGAUAUUUGGACGCACUGCCGUUUGGUACCGCCACCCUCGGCGGUUGGAGCUGGCAUCCUCUGGUGUUGGUGUAUGCAUGCAGUGGUACAAUGAUGAUCAGCAAGACUUUGCGUAUUCCCAAGCCUUAAAAUAUCUGCAAAGCUAGAUUCUCCCCCCUAUUUUUCUUCUUUCUUUUCCUUCUUAACUUUGCAUUGACUGGAUCCAGGAAGCAUCAACGAUUAGCCGCUAAUCGAUUGGAACGAAAAAUUGAAGUGCAAAGAUAUUAAUCAUCCUAUAUAAAAAAGAGCAAGCAUAAAAGAAACCGAGAUGGCCAGUAAC